UCAUCUAACACAGUGACGCACUACAAGCACCAAGAAUCUUUUCUCUUCUAGUCUUCUUCCUCGUCUCUCUGACCCACAAUCAGGUUUCAGUUUUUUUCCCUUUUAUUCCCAUUACCCAAAUUUCAAUACUACCAGACGAACCUAUUUACUGUAAGAAUUUGAUUAGCAAGUAAAUUUCGUUUUCUCUCCCCAUUUUUGACAAAUCUGAAGCUUUCUGUUCUUGAAGGCAUUUGCAGUUCUACAGAGGUCAGUGAUGGAAAACGAUGAGAUAAUGGGGGGAGAUAAACUUAUAUUAAGAGGAUUGAAGUUCCAUGGCUUUCAUGGAGUGAAACCAGAAGAAAGGACAUUGGGACAAAAGUUCUUGAUUGAUGUAGAUGCCUGGAUGGAUCUUAGGGAAGCUGGUAAAACUGAUCGGCUGUCAGAUACGAUUAGCUAUACUGAAAUUUAUCGCAUAGUCAAGGAAGUUGUGGAAGGAGCCCCUCAUAAUCUUCUCGAGUCAGUGGCUCACAAGAUUGCUUCUACGACCCUGACAAAAUACCCCCAAAUAUCUGCUGUUCGCGUAAAGGUUGGGAAGCCUCAUGUUGCUGUUCAUGGUCCUCUCGAUUAUUUGGGGGUUGAGAUUCUCAGACGCAGAAGUAUUGAUGUUUCGAGCUAAAUUACUGCUACAUGUUUGUUGUUUUUGGUACUAUGUAACCUCUGUUUUAUCUGCAGUUUCAGUUUUUCAGUUUGGCAGUUUUUGGGACUUUUUAUUUUUGAGCUUUUUUUUGUUUAUUGUUUUUCAUUAGCGUUUUAACUUCUAUAUGUGCUGGAUUGUUUCAACAAGAAACACCAUUUCUAUGCUACACUAUGAAGUGGUUCUUAAAACACUCAAACAGGUCUUCUUUUUUU
Jatropha curcas is the source of this 888-nucleotide messenger RNA. RefSeq names its product dihydroneopterin aldolase 2. NCBI's taxonomy places the organism in Eukaryota, Viridiplantae, Streptophyta, Magnoliopsida, Malpighiales, Euphorbiaceae. The record is from RefSeq and is a predicted model, not a curated record. Gene Ontology annotation, molecular function: dihydroneopterin aldolase activity. Gene Ontology annotation, cellular component: cytoplasm. Gene Ontology annotation, biological process: folic acid-containing compound metabolic process.